AACCGCCUUCAAAACAAAACAAUAUGGCUGACAGUACGCACAACGGAAAGUGAACUGGGAUGCAUUAAUAAAAUUUGAUAGUGAUAAAAUUGCCAUUGAUUUUCGUUAUUGACAUGAUCAUUGUACUAUUUCACGUUCUUUAUUUUUUUAGCAAGUUUGUAUAUCAAAAUUACGGAAAUAAAAAGCAAAAAACCAUAAACGAUGAUACGAUUAACACGGAUAUACAAUUCAAGAUUUCUGAAAGAGAUUAUAAAAUGAUAGAUCCAUCUGCACCUCAGGAUUUUGAAGAAAAAUCUAUUAAAUUUUUUCCACCAGCAUAUUUACAAAGAUACAUUGCUGUAGCUGAUGUAAUUGAUAAAUAUCAUGGGAAAUUACGCAAGAUUGUUGAUUUUGGAUGUGCAGAACUUGAUUUUUUGGUUUAUCUAAAAAAUAGAGCUGGUAUAGAAGAAAUAUUAUGUGUGGAUGUUGAUAGAUCACUUUUAGAAGCUUCUAAAAGUAAGGCUGCUCCCUUAGUAUCUGAAUAUUUGCAUACAAGGACUACACCUCUUGUAGUUGAAAUAUGUGAGGGUAGUGUUAUUCACAAUGACAAGAAAUUAGAAAAUACUGAUGCUGUGAUCUGCAUAGAAUUGAUUGAACAUUUACAUUCAGAUAUCUUAUUGGAUGUACCUUAUAAUAUUUUUGGAUAUAUUAAACCAAAAUUGGCAGUAAUAACAACGCCAAAUGCAGAUUUUAAUGUACUGUUUCCAAAUUUUUCUGGGUUCAGACAUCCUGAUCAUAAAUUCGAAUGGACUAGAGAACAAUUUCAAAAUUGGGCUGAUAAUAUUGUUUUAAGAUAUCCUGACUAUUCUGUAACUUUUGAUGGAAUUUGUAAAGGUCCAGAAGGUUCAGAACAUCUAGGAUGUUGUACUCAAAUGGCUGUUUUUCAUCGUAUUAGUGAAAAAGAAUUUUGUAAUAUUGGUAUUGAAAAUUUAUUUAAAACUAUAGUUAAAUAUGAAUAUCCAUUUCGAAUAGAUAAUCGUUCAGAUGAGGAAAAAAUUCUUGAUGAAGCUGCAUAUUAUAUUAGAUAUCUAUCUUAUCAAAAUGAAGAUAUGGAGGAAGAAGUUCCAUUAAAUGUAUUAAUAAAUAUGUUAAAGUCAUUUCAUAUUUCUACAAAUACAUUGCAAACAAUUUUAGAAGAUGGUGGUUGGACAAUUGAAAAUCAUGAAUCUGGACCAGUUGUACUAGUACCACCAAUUUCAACAUUUUCUGAUGAUAGUGCAGUAUUAAGCGAAAUAGCGCAAUUUAAUGACCAUUCUGAUCUUUAUUCAGAUGAAGACUGGCCUAGAGAAGCUGGACCACCUAUAAAUUGUAAUAGAUUUUUGAGACAAGAAUCUUCAGAUAUAUGGACCAAUGAAAAUUGGAAUGAGGAAAGUAUUGUUAUUCCACAAAAUAAUUCUAUUCCUAAUAACAAUACCUAUCUCUUUGAUGAAGAAAAUGUUUUAUUAAAUAACGAAUCUGAAACGACAAGAAAUACCGAAAUUUUUGAAAGAGAAAAUGAAAUUAGCGAUGAAGAAAAUUUAAUAAAUGCAAUAUCUAACAUAGAUAAUUUUAACAACUCGUUUUAUAAUGCCAAUCGAUUACGUUUAAAUGAAUCAACAGAAUUACCUAAUUCUUUAGCAAGUUCUUUAACAAAAUUUGAAGAUGUGAAAGAAGACUCAUUUUUUUAUAUAGUAUCAGAUGCACAGAAUGAUCCCACGUCAAGUACAGCACAAAAACUCAAUCGUACAUUAGAUAUUCCGGUAUAUAUGUCCGUUUCGCGAGCAUCUACUUCACCCGAACCAUAUCUUUUACACGCUAUCAAAAUGGAUUUAAAAAACGAUAGUAUGUAUAAUCAAAGUAUGAGUAAUCAUUGGAUGUUAAAUAAUUCUUUUGAACAGGUUUUAAAUAUGUCAAUAGAUGCACAAGACACAAAUAAUACCAAACACAACAAAUCAUUAGAAUAUAAUUGUGAUGAUCAUUUGCAUAAUAAAUAUUUAAAUACAUCAUAUAAAGGAAAUGAAGAUUCUGACAUUGAAUACAAUAUAGAUAAUACAAAUACAAGUACAAAUUAUUUUAACCAAAGUGAAGUGCAAAAUGAUAGACACAAUAGUAAGAUCUCAAAAAGUAAUUCUAAACUAGAAGAUGAAUCAAACAAUGUAGUUGUUACUAGUAAUGCUUUAAUAGAAAAUCGACCACAAUUUACAAGUUCACCAAAAAUUGAGAUUAAAAUGAAUAACAUGAAAAAAAAGCAAAGAUCUCUUGAUUAUGAUGAACAAAAAAAUGAUUCUAGUUCAAAUAUUACACAGAAAUCUCAAUUAACUAAUGAUAGCAGUAAUAAUUUAUCAGAGAAUAAUAAAAUACUUUCACAAAGUAAUAAAAAUAUAAAUAUAUUUACUAUGUCAGAUAGUUAUUCAAAUGCAAUAAAAGAAAACUAUAAUAAAGAUACAUCUCUUAUGCAUCAAGUUGAUGAAAAAAUAAAAAAUAAAAACCAGUUAACAAAUAAUUCUAAUCAAAAUAUAUUUAUUGAUAGUGAUGCAUUGACAAUAGCUUCUACAUUAAAUAACGAUAUACAAAUAACAGAAGAAUUACUUGAAACAAAUUUUAUGAGUAGUAACAAUAGUAAAAAAAGGAUAACUUCAUCAUUAAAUUCUAUAUUUGAUCAAAAUAAGUGGCCAGAUUUUUCUAUUACAGAAAAUAUAGUAAAAGAACAAAAAGAGUUUCCUAUACUAAAUACAAAUAACAUACAAUCAAUAAAUUGUGAUACAAAGUUUUCAUUAAAAAAUCAAUUAAUAAUUAAAUCUGAGUCGCAAAUAGAUAUUUAUAACAAUGAUGGAAGGACUGAAUUACAUAAUGAUCAUAACUUAAAAAAUAUUAAAAAUGUAAAUAAUACUGAAGUAUCUUCUAAUCAUGCCAAAGAUAUUACUAGUUUAGAAAAUAUUCCUUUAGUAUCUACUCUUCAUAUUGAAGAUGAAAGAAGCAUUCAAUUUAUAUCAGUAUUAAAAAGUGAAGAACGAUCUGAAUGUAAUAUAAAAAAUCUUGAAUCAAAAUAUAAGAAUAUAAAUAUCGUGGAAGUAAUAGAAAACAUUGAAUUAAAAUCUUCUUCUCCAGAAAUUGUAGAAACACCUCCAAAAAGUUGGUCUCCUGAAAUAAUAGAUUCUGGAUAUCCAAAUUCCGCUUCUGCUCAAGAUAUGACACCAGAAUAUGAUUUACCAAGUAUUGCACAAGAUCAUAUAUCCGAAUCCGAAUCGGCAAGUAUAGCAGAAGCACCAGAAGUCGGAAUGCUUGAAGUGAUUGAAGUUGAAAACGGUGAUCUUGCAAAUAAUAAUAGAGAUGAUGAAGGCAAUAAUAUGAUAGCUGCAGAAUUAAAUGAUUUGGAAGAUUUGCAACCCUUAAUUGAAGUACUUGAAAAUGAUAUUGAAAAUGAGAAUGAUAUUUAUGCUGUAGAGAAUGAUUUUCCUAUAUGGUUAUUAAGAAUACUUAAUAUGGCUAAUCCAAUUGAUGUUGAAAUACACAUGAGAGAUCAUAGAGAAUUAAGAUUUGCAAACAGAGUAGCAGAUGAUGAUGCAAGAUACAUAAAUAUAGAACGCGAUGAAGGUUUUGACAGUACUUCAGAAGAAAAUAGUGAUUUAGAAAAUAAUGAAAUGAGAGAUAAUAUAAAUGAAAAUGCGCUAAAUAUUGAAAAUGAUAAUGAAAAUGCUUCUAACAGCGAUAGUGGAAGUGAACAAUGGAUUACAGGUGACACGUGAUACCAUUGAAAUAAAUGUAAAUGAUUUGACAUAUCAUAAUAUGCU
Messenger RNA from Apis dorsata (giant honeybee), 3809 nucleotides. RefSeq lists its product as uncharacterized. Gene Ontology annotation, cellular component: nucleus; cytoplasm. NCBI's taxonomy places the organism in Eukaryota, Metazoa, Arthropoda, Insecta, Hymenoptera, Apidae. Gene Ontology annotation, molecular function: RNA methyltransferase activity; O-methyltransferase activity. Bases 114 to 3764 code for a protein of 1216 amino acids. The transcript has 5 exons. The record is from RefSeq and is a predicted model, not a curated record. Gene Ontology annotation, biological process: piRNA processing; RNA methylation; siRNA processing.